ACAAAAGUAGACAACAAGGCCACGCCUCAAACAAAACCCUAAAAACAAAACCACAUAAAUUAAAGCAGCCUCCUUUGCCUUCUUCUCCACCACUUAGCCUCUCACACUCAGUCCACUACCAUCCUGCCACCUCAUCACCGGAUUCUGACGUCAUGUCUCCGAACUAUCAGCUUCUCCUGACCUCCGCCGUUUCUCAAACAUCCGUUUCCACCACGACUACCACCACCAUUUCAACUAUCAUCACCAUUUCCAUUCACUGAAAAAGAAAAUUAAUCUCUCUAGCCACUAUUGGAUUCACGCAUUUUCAUCUUCAAAGUCCAAAGCAUAUAGACUGCUACUGAAGCCAAAUUCAAGUUUUAUCUAGAAUAUCGGUUAGAACCGGGUCUAAUCUUUGGCUGUUGGUUUGGUUGAAAGAUGGCUAUUUUGAAGAGCUAUGGCGUGCGUUUGAGAGAGUCUACGCCCCAGUUUCCGCGUCCCAAUCUCUGCGAUAACUACAAGAGGAGAAAUGUAAAAUGGAGAUCCCCACAAGCUGCCGUAAUUCCUAAUUUCCAUCUCCCAAUGCGUAGUUUUGAGGUUAAAAACAGGACAUCAGCGGACGAUAUUAAAUCUCUUCGAUUGAUAACAGCCAUCAAAACCCCUUAUCUACCCGAUGGAAGGUUUGAUCUCGAAGCAUACGAUGACUUGAUGCAUAUGCAAAUUGAAAACGGUGCAGAAGCUGUAAUUGUUGGUGGCACAACCGGUGAGGGCCAGCUGAUGAGCUGGGACGAACACAUAAUGCUUAUUGGUCAUACAGUCAACUGUUUUGGUGGAUCGAUUAAGGUAAUCGGAAACACUGGAAGCAACUCAACCAGGGAAGCGAUUCAUGCCACUGAACAAGGUUUUGCUGUUGGAAUGCAUGCUGCUCUUCACAUCAAUCCAUAUUACGGCAAAACAUCUCUGGAUGGCCUGAUUUCUCACUUCGAUAGUGUGCUGCCAAUGGGACCUACCAUCAUAUACAAUGUACCAUCACGAACUGGCCAAGACAUUCCCCCACAUGUCAUAAACAACGUAGCACAGAGUCCCAACUUGGCUGGUAUUAAAGAAUGCGUUGGAAAUGACCGAAUUGAGCAGUACACAGGUAAUGGAAUUGUAGUAUGGAGUGGGAAUGAUGAUCAGUGUCAUGAUGCUAGGUGGAGCCACGGGGCUACCGGGGUGAUUUCUGUUACAAGCAACCUUGUCCCGGGUUUGAUGCGAGAACUCAUGUUUGGAGGUAAAAACCCCUCACUUAAUGCGAAGCUCUUACCUCUAAUCGAGUGGCUCUUUCAAGAGCCUAACCCCGUUGGGCUUAACACGGCCCUUGCGCAACUUGGCGUUGUGAGGCCAGUUUUCAGGUUACCGUAUGUACCACUUCCAUUGGAAAAGAGGGUAGGAUUUGUUAAUCUGGUCAAGGAAAUUGGGCGGGAGAAUUUCGUAGGAAAAAAUGAUGUUCAAGUUCUUGAUGAUGAUGACUUCAUCUUGGUUGGGCGGUAUUAGUAAUAGUCUUUUUUGUCAAUGUUCAGAGAACUCUAGGAUCGGAAGUGUCUAAUUUCGAGUUUGCAAGUUUACAUUUUCGUUUACAAAAUUAGAAAUAAAAUCUAGGUUUGCUUGCUUGUUUAA
Gossypium raimondii (Peruvian cotton) is the source of this 1635-nucleotide messenger RNA. RefSeq names its product 4-hydroxy-tetrahydrodipicolinate synthase, chloroplastic. The coding region runs from base 415 to 1512 and encodes 365 amino acids. The record is from RefSeq and is a predicted model, not a curated record. The transcript has 3 exons. NCBI's taxonomy places the organism in Eukaryota, Viridiplantae, Streptophyta, Magnoliopsida, Malvales, Malvaceae. Gene Ontology annotation, molecular function: 4-hydroxy-tetrahydrodipicolinate synthase activity.